AUGUCCAGGAACUACAUGUCCAAGUAUGAUGAGAUGCGUAAGGGAGACUACAAAGAGUGGAAGGCCUGCUUCCAGGUAUGUAUCUAGAACUUGAACACAAGGCAGAUUCUUAAAGUGUUCUUAGUCAGUGUAGAUUUUCAUGUUACAACAUUCAUUAUCAACAUUCAGGGGCCAAGCUCUGAUCAAUAUCUCUCUAUCUCUCCAUCUGUCUCCAUAGGAGGAUGGUAACUUUGUGACCUACGGCUGGAAGCCCAUGUGGAACUCCGACACCGUCAGCCAGCACGACGCCCACCGCCAGUGCAUGCAGGACAACUGCAACUUUGUCAUGUACAAGCUGGACGAGAAGGUCAUGUGGCACACCAACACUCAGGCCAACGGCUUCAAGACGUGCCGCAUGUGGUUGAGGAACAAUGGCAACCUGGUGAUCGAGAAGAAUGGAGAGGAGGUGUGGAACUCUGCUCAGAACAGGGGAUCAAAAUGA
Messenger RNA from Coregonus sp. 'balchen', 481 nucleotides. NCBI's taxonomy places the organism in Eukaryota, Metazoa, Chordata, Actinopteri, Salmoniformes, Salmonidae. The record is from the annotation of a GenBank genome assembly.